This is a messenger RNA of Culex quinquefasciatus (southern house mosquito), 1894 nucleotides long. RefSeq names its product GPI ethanolamine phosphate transferase 1 (gene PIG-N). Gene Ontology annotation, cellular component: endoplasmic reticulum membrane. Lineage: Eukaryota; Metazoa; Arthropoda; Insecta; Diptera; Culicidae. The coding region runs from base 82 to 1788 and encodes 568 amino acids. The record is from RefSeq and is a predicted model, not a curated record. The transcript has 9 exons. Gene Ontology annotation, molecular function: mannose-ethanolamine phosphotransferase activity. Gene Ontology annotation, biological process: GPI anchor biosynthetic process.
CUAUGACACUACCAGUCAAGACGUCAAGUGAACAAGAGCCAUAACAUAAAGAGUUGUUUUGUUAUCCAUUUUCAUUUUAUCAUGACUAGUAUAGCGUCAAAAAACUUUACAAAAUUAGUUUUUGCAAUAAUUGUGCAUGUCCUGUUCCUUUUGUCCAUAUUUCACAUAUAUUUUCAAUCCCCUGUAUUGCAAAAUCUGCCGGAACCGGGACUCGAUGCAGAGGAUGAAGUUGCUGUAGCAGAUCGUGUUGUGGUAUUUGUUGCUGACGGGCUACGAGCGGAGUCGUUCCUUAAACAUGGUGCUAAUAGAUCCCUGUUUUUACAAGACAUCAUUUUGUCAAAAGGUAUUUUUGGUAUAUCACACACACGAGUUCCCACAGAAUCUCGGCCUGGUCAUGUUGCACUAUUUGCUGGAAUUUAUGAGGAUCCGAGCGCUGUGUUCAAGGGGUGGAAGAAAAAUCCUGUAAAUUUUGAUACCGUUUUUAACCGUAGCUACAUGUCGUUUGCCUGGGGAAGCCCGGACAUACUCUCAAUAUUCUCAAAUGAAGAAAAAGAACACAACAUUCAUGCUCAUCACUACACAGAUGACAUUGUUUCUUUUUCUGGUAAUUCAAAUACUAGUGCACUGGACACGUGGGUGUUUGAUAGAGUUAAAGAAUAUUAUUUACUACCGGAAAAUCAAAUCACGCUUAUCAACAAAAACAAGAUCAUUGUAUUCUUACAUUUGCUAGGGUUAGACACUGCCGGCCAUGUUCACAAACCAUAUUCUAGUCUUUUUUCAGAGAAUCUUGUGAUAGUAGACAAAGGAAUACAGCAAACAGUUAAUUUAAUCGAAAAAAUAACAAAAAACGAUCAGAAAACCGCUUACAUUUUUACAUCUGAUCAUGGAAUGACUGACAAGGGGUCUCAUGGCUCGGGACAUCCUAGUGAAACUGAAACUCCCUUCGUUGCUUGGGGAGCUGGUAUUAAAUACUGGAAGAAUAUCGGCAAGAAACAACAUCACAAUAAAACAGUGAUGAUAAGUCAAACAUCGGUUCCUAGAUUUGAUAUGAAUCAAGCAGACGUGACUCCGUUGAUCUCAGCUCUUCUAAGUUUGGCUGUCCCUAAAAACAAUUGUGGAAUUUUGCCUCGCCAAUAUCUGAAUGCAUCGAUGAACUACAUUACAAGACAAGCCUGGAAAAAUGCCGAGCAGUUGUAUCAGCAGUAUUAUUUUUGGAAACAAAAAUUCAGCAAAAAACAGUUCCAGUGGUCGUUUACAAAUACAGAAAAAAAAUUUGAAUCAAUCAUUGAAAAUCUCAGGCAAGAGACUUUAGCUGCCGCUGAUUUUCACAGUAAUGAAAUGGAAACAAAACUGGAUUCUUAUAUUCAAACAACUCUUGAAGCCAUUGAGUACUACCAAACAUACUUUAAGUAUGAACUAUUUACUGCGUUUUCGCUAUCUAUGCUCGGAUGGAUUCUAAUAGUUAUAGGUCACGUUAUGGAUAUUCAAAGCAUGUACAAAGAAAUAACUAGAGCAUUUAAAUUUAAAACAUUGUUGAUCCUGUGCGCCAUAUACGGAUACAAUUUUCUGCAAAACAAUCCACUACAUGUAACUGUUUUCUUUAUGUUGCCCGUACUAUUGUGGACGCCAGUUUUUGCUAACUUUAAAAAGUAUUCAAUUGUAAUAAACAGGAAAACUGUUGUUCAAACAGUAUUAUUCGUUGGAUGUAUUGAGCUUUGCGUAGGUUUAGUUGGUCUCUUGUCUUCAAUAAUUCCUGCAUCAAUUAUUUGUUUUACAGAUGUCCUGUGAAAGGAGGCCGUUCUAUUGCCUUAGCGACGUUUUGCAGCAAUUCAGUACUAGCUAUUUUUCCAUUGUUCCAUGUGGUAGAAAAAGAUUCGAACAACCCCAUCCUACU